UAUAUAUAUAUAUAAAAUCUGUAUUUAAAAUAGCAAAUAUUUAGAUGAUGUUUGUUAUUUAAAAAAAAUGUAUGUGUGUGUAUAUAUAUAUAUAUAGAUAUAUAUAAUAUAUAUAUAUAAUAUGAUAUUUUAGUUAUUUAAGAUGUUUUAAAGUCUUGGGCACAAUUGUAGAUGUAUUUAUUUGAAAUGUAUUCUGAGUGAAUGACCAAAAAUGUAUGUAUUGUUGAGUGGUCUGACACCUUCUGUAUAUAUUCUGAUGUUUAUGGGUAUGUAUUUAAUUUGUAACUGUUCAGAACUUCUCUGGAUGUUUUAUAAACUUUUAAAAGUCCUUGCAUUUGAGUCUCUUUUUCCAAUUCCCAAUUUAUUUGCAGAAAGGCUGUGGGAGGGACUGUUCGAAUCUUCCUUUCAGGAGAAGACAAACAAAAACCCUUUGAAGCUUCAACCCUCCCCCAUCUUUCAAUCAGUAUCAUGUUUCUAUAGCAACAGCAAUCAGAUCCCGAAAUACAGCCUCCAAGGCGGCGCUGCGGUAGCGUGACGUCCCCCACCCAACAUCUCGUGAUGCCGGGGUCUAUUUUUCAAGAUGAAGGAGCCCUCUACGCCUCAAGAUCCCUGGAACAAAAGUGACCCAACCUGCAGUGACAACGGAUUUGACCCAACUUUCUUUGCAGACAGCACUAGGAAAGGGAGUCUAGUCUCCAGAGCUAACAGCAUUGGAUCUACAAGUGCUUCCUCUGUACCCAACACAGAUGAUGAAGACAGCGAUUACCAGCACGAAACGUCCUACAAGGAGUCCUACAAAGACCGACGGAGGCAGGCGCAUAGUCAGUCGGAGCAGAAAAGACGAAAUGCUAUCAAGAAAGGCUAUGAUGAUUUACAGGCGAUAGUUCCAACGUGCCAGCAACAAGAUUGCUCUAUCGUUUCCCAGAAAAUAAGCAAAGCCACUGUCUUACAGAAAACUAUUGACUACAUCCAGUUUUUACACAAAGAGAAGAAAAAACAGGAAGAGGAUGUCGCCACUCUUCGGAAGGAUGUUAUGGCAUUGAAGAUUAUGAAAACUAAUUACGAGCAGAUUGUGAAAGCCCACCAGAAUAAUCCCCACCAGGGGAAGGAUCAGGUGUCGGACCAGGUGAAGUUCAGCAUUUUCCAGAACAUCAUGGACUCCCUGUUUCAGUCCUUCAGUUCCACCAUCUCUGUGACGAGCUUCCAGGAGCUCUCUGCCUGUGUCUUCAGCUGGACUGAGGAACACUGCAAGCCCCAGACUCUCCGGGAGAUUGUGGUCGGGGUGCUGCGCCAGUUAAACAACCAAUUAUACUGAAACGGUGCCAUCGAGCCAAGAGACCGGAGUGGCAUGGUGAUUCCAUGCCUGUCCGUUUCAAUAAGACACUUUUUUAUUUGUUGCUGCUUUUUAGACUCUCAUGCAGGAUUCCAGAAUGCUGGGGGAAAUGCAAGAGGCUGAGCUAUGCUAAGGAACUGGGUGUAAUUUUAUUAAAAAAAAAUGUUUCUAAAUAUACAGAUGUACUAUUAUAACCAAAAUCUUGUAAAUGCUAUUUUUAGCUGCAUGUCAUUUUUCCUUUGCAGUAAACCUGUAUUCCAGUUUCUGAAAACUUUAGUCAGAGGUCAAUUGCAAUUAGCUUAAUCAAUGAGCAUAAUUGCAACAGUGAUCUAUGCCAGAUUUGGUGCAGUCUUUUUAGUAGCAUAAGAAUUGUUCGUUUUAAGUUGCCUUAUGCUAGCAAACAUUUAGUUAACAUUCAGCGACUUUUGCUUGAGAGAAUCAGAUAUAUUUUUUUUUUUGUCACGUUCUCUAAACAUUUUACAUCUGGGUUAUUUGUGUCUGAAAUACCGGAUAUAUUGAGGCAUAGUCUUUAUUUUGAAGUUUGAAUAAUAUUUUGCUGUGGUAGAAAAAAAUUACUUAUAUAUAUAUAUAUAUAUAUAUAUAUAUAAUAUAAAUAUAGACCUGUGUUUAAAAAUAAAUAUUUUUGUAUAAAUACAUUUGCAAUAAAUGAAAUGUAACUUACAGAAACAUUGAUGUUUGUUUUAUUUCUAAACGAUUGGAUGGCAAUAUCCAGAAAGGGGAGUGAAAUUCCCCUGAUAAAUAAACUACCUUAUUCCAUGUACUUAGUUCUUCCAAUGCACAUGUAUAUUGGUUAACUAAUACAACUGAACAUGACACACAUUUAAAUGACUGGGUUAAUGUUCAACUGGUGGAAAAGUACAGAUCUAUGGCUAAGAUGGAUAGGGCAGCAGUGUGGAGUAGUGGUUAAGGCUCUGGACUCUUGACCGGAGGGUUGUGGGUUCAAUCCCCAGUGGGGGACACUGCUGUUGUACCCUUGAGCAAGAUACUUUACCUAGAUUUUUCCAAUAAAAACCCAACUGUAUAAAUGGGUAAUUGUAUGUAAAAAUAAUGUGAUAUCUGUAUAAUGUGAUAUCUUGUAACAAUUGUAAGUCGCCCUGGAUAAGGGCGUCUGCUAAUAAAUAAAAAAUAAAUAAAU
This is a messenger RNA of Acipenser ruthenus (sterlet), 2489 nucleotides long. It is a transcript of the gene mlx, whose product is annotated as MAX dimerization protein MLX. Gene Ontology annotation, biological process: regulation of transcription by RNA polymerase II. Bases 581 to 1315 code for a protein of 244 amino acids. Gene Ontology annotation, cellular component: nucleus. The record is from RefSeq and is a predicted model, not a curated record. Gene Ontology annotation, molecular function: protein dimerization activity; RNA polymerase II cis-regulatory region sequence-specific DNA binding; DNA-binding transcription factor activity, RNA polymerase II-specific. Lineage: Eukaryota; Metazoa; Chordata; Actinopteri; Acipenseriformes; Acipenseridae. The transcript has 9 exons.